Molecule: messenger RNA, 7597 nt
Organism: Lepisosteus oculatus (spotted gar)
Lineage: Eukaryota; Metazoa; Chordata; Actinopteri; Semionotiformes; Lepisosteidae
Source: RefSeq, a predicted model, not a curated record
GCUGUUGCGUGAAUCGAGCUCAUCCUUAAAGCUGUCAGCUUCCCAAGACCUUGAAAAAAUGUUAAUAACAGUAAUUAUAUCUGUAAUUACAUCAAUUAAGUUAAUUGAGAAGUUCAAACGGGACCGCAGAGAAGCAGCCUGACCCUCCCGUCUGUCGCGGCGACCGCUCGCCGCCUCUUCUCGCCUGUUAAUUGCCAUUUUAAUUACCGUUUGAAAAACCUUAAACUCCCGAAGUUCAGUUCGGACACCGCAAAAUGUGCGCAAUACAUUGCCGAAUACAAAGUUUUCAUGUCUGUGUGUCAGUUUUGGGAAUUUCCCCUAUUUCUUUUAUCAUCUGUAACAGAUUUUCCGUGUGUGUGUGUGGGGGGGGGGGUUAAGAAAACAAACCUGUUUCUUAGCAACCGCUCCUACCCCUUGUCAAUCACAGUGUGUGUGUGUGUGAGGUUAGAGCAGUUUUAAUAGGCCGGGCGAAAUUAAAAAUUAAACUUCCAAAUUCCCUCCCCUCCCCCAGCCCGUCUCCACGGCAACCACAGCAGUCAAUCACUGCCGAAGUGGGCGGGUAGAACGGGGCUCGAGACUCCGGCUUCCCGCCCCCUCCCCCCCUCCACACACUCUUACUCACGCGCGCGCGCACGCACACACACCGCUGGUCUCCAAUGGCAACGGAGCUGCCAAUCAAAGCGGGGGGCGGGCCCGUGGCGUCUCGCUGUCCAAGAAAGACCCCAGCGAGCUCGCAGCCGGGAAAGAGCGCAUAGAUACAGCAGAGCGGGUCGUCCAGGCGAUCGGCUCACGGGCCUCCUGACUGCUUCGUGACCUGUCGGGGGGCACCACACCCGUGCGAUUAAUAUUGUGCUUGUGCGGCGGGGGCGGGGCAGGAGUCGUCUACACUACACUAAAAACACACAAAAAAAAGGUGUAAAAGCAGAACCACGAGAGGUACUCGCACACGUCCUAUACACGCAGCCUUGCACGGGUAGCGCUCCCCCUAGCGGACGGCUGCGGUAUCACAGCCCCCCCCGGCGGAUGACGUAACGGCGAGUACGGAGUCUGAGUGCGCGAGACUGCCGUGGCGUGCGGGGAGUGGGGGGGAGGAGAGAAGAAAGGCACACCAGCAAGACAGCUCGCCUCGGCUGCUCGGAGGGCCCGAACAGACCGGGCUUUUGUAUCGAGUUUCUCUCUCUCUCUUUUUUAUUUUUUUGCCGCCCCCCACCUCUCUCCCUCGGUCCUCCCCCCCCCUCCGCCGUGGUGGUUGGUUUGCGCGUGGAGGAGAGUGGAGAGGCGCGAGCGACACGCUGGGCUCUGCGGUCGCGUCGCGUUUUUACAACUAGUUUAUUAUCCAAGUGUGGAGUUUGGUACACGGCGACCCGGUCGCGCACGGCGGGAGCGGCGAGGAAAGACGGGAGCGCCGCACGGGGUCGUGUUCCCGACUUUGGACGGAAAGGGAGGUUGGAGACUCGGGAUUUUUCUCUUACACGUUCCCCAUCUUCUGUUGUUCUGUUCGGAAGAUCUCCCGACAACCCCCCCGUCUCUUUCUGUUUGUUGUGUUGUUUUUUUUUCCUGGAGAGCGGACCCGUUCCGUCUGAAUUCUCGGGGUGCGUUUCUCUCGUCUUGGGUUUGAACUCCGGACAAAAAAAAAAAAAACGAGAGAAAAACCCCCCACUAGUUCUGCGUCGCUUCCAUUCUCGCUUCUCCUGGCUGCCGCGAGCCGACACGGCGUCUCGAGGUCUGUGCGCGCGUCUCUGCCCAGGGCUUCACCCCUCGCGACAGCGCGCUAUGCGAUCCUGCGUCUCGGGCUGCUCUCCGUCGUCGGGAACAAUGCCGUGCGCCGCCAGGGCUCUCUGAUCGCCGCGGCUCCCGGACUGGAUGUAGCUCUGCCCGGCGUCGGUGUGGCCUUUUCGGUUUUUUUUUUAAAGCUUUUAUGUUGUUGUUUUUUUUUUCUUGUCGUUUCGGAGACGGGUUAUUGUUUCUUGCCGCUCCGAAACUAGGGGAUACUUGCCGUAUUUGAUGGGCCAACGCGUGCAUCGGUAAUAACUUCCACUCCGUGUUUUGUAGAGCCCGUAUAUGUAAAUACAUAUAUGUUUUUUUCUUCCCAAGUCCGAGAUUUCUUUUUCUAAGCGAGCGGAUUGAGUUUUCCUCGGGUCGAGAGCCCCGUGUGUGCAGGGAGAGAGAGAGUGCGAUAUUUACAAACCCACCGCCACCGUCUCGGCUUUACACACCACCAGCCCCGCUCCCCGAGAAAGACGGCGAGCCCGCUCUCGGAAAGAUGGAUGACCAGACCCGCAUGCUGACGGGUCUCUCCGGUCUGAGCGGACUACAGCAGACCGACGUCGGGGACCCCGACUCGGUGCGCAAGCAGCAGGCGCUGGGGCAGCCCCAGCAGGACAUCGGCGACAUCCUCCAGCAGAUCAUGGCCAUCACCGACGAGAGCCUGGACGAGGCGCAGGCCAGGAAGCACGCGCUGAACUGCCACAGGAUGAAGCCGGCCCUCUUCAGCGUGCUGUGCGAGAUCAAGGAGAAGACAGGUGAGGCGGGUGGCGGCCGAGCUGGGCAGGUAAAACUGGAGCGGUUCCGGGCUGCCGCUGGACCCUGCGGGGCUCGUGAAUCGACCGGCGGGCUGACCCGUGGGUCACUUGGGUCGAUGGAUUGGUUUUGUGGCGCCUUUGGGCUUUUUACAAACUUCCAGGGCGACGGUCUGAUGGUGCUGGAGUGCUGUAAGCAGAUCCUGAACGCCCAGCUUGCUCCUCUCCUUACAGCCCGCCUCUCGUGGAGCUGUCCCGGCGUGUGCAUCGGCGUCGCCGUGGUGAUGGGACAGCGGAUCAUGCGGCUGGACAACAUGCUCUUGGCAGAGGGCGUGUCGGGGCCGGAGAAGGGCGGCGGAUCGGCGGCCGCGGCGGCGGCGGCGGCGGCAGCGGGGGGGUCGCCGAACGACGGCAGCAUCGAGCACUCGGACUACCGCGCCAAGCUGGCGCAGAUCCGCCAGAUUUACCACUCCGAGCUGGAGAAGUAUGAGCAGGCGUGCAGCGAGUUCACAAACCACGUGAUGAACCUGCUGCGGGAGCAGUCGCGCACGCGGCCCAUCUCGCCCAAGGAGAUCGAGCGCAUGGUGGCCAUCAUCCACCGCAAGUUCAGCUCCAUCCAGAUGCAGCUGAAGCAGAGCACCUGUGAGGCCGUGAUGAUCCUGCGCUCCCGCUUCCUGGACGCCAGGCGCAAGAGGCGCAACUUCAACAAGCAGGCCACUGAGGUGCUGAAUGAGUACUUCUACUCCCACCUGUCCAACCCCUACCCCAGCGAGGAGGCCAAGGAGGAGCUGGCCAAGAAGUGUGGCAUCACUGUCUCUCAGGUGAGAUCGGGAGGAGACGGAGUGCCCCUCCCCCCCCCUGCCCCGCGGCAGGAAGUGGCCAGUCUGGGCCUGCUGGAGUCCUGCCCAUGGGUGGCUGUAUAUCAGGGUGCAGCGCCCUGUCACCUCCUUUCUCCUCAGGUGGAUACCCUGCGCCAUGCUACACACCUGACGGGCGGUUAUGAGGAGCUGACAGGGAGCGCCUUGUACCCUCCACGACGCAUCAAUUCUAACGGCAGUUGGCAGGACAGCACUAACCCUUCCUCCGUCACUUCGCCCACUGCUGAGCCGGCGAGUGUCCACUCUGAUACCUCCAACUGAGCACCAAAUCACAGAUCUGAGCACGGACAACUGCAUCUCCUCUCCACUCCUCGUCAUCCCUGCUGCUCCAGACCCCCCGCCCUCCCCACAAUACCUGAAACCUCAACCCCACCAGACCCGCGCCACGUCCCACUGCAAGGUCAGCGACAGUGCGUUCAGCUCCUGGGCCGGCGAGUCUCAGGACGGACACGAGUGGACAAGCCAUCCACACCUGUGCUCCAGGUCGGAUCCAUCUCCAGUCGGUGGGGGGUGGGGGGGGGCACACAGGUAACCCCUGACCCCCCUUGAUCCCGCAGGCCGUCUGUCUCUGCACACACAUCGCCACUGUGUCUCAACCAGACUGGACAACAGAGACAAAACACAAAACUGAAACUGACAGCACUGGACACAAUGGAGCAGACACCGACACCACAGUACGGUGGUAGAGCUGUGUGCGCCACGCAGGCCCUGACACUUGAUUGUCAGGGGGUAGAGUGAAGAAGCGAGGGGGAAGGUGGGGAGACACCCCGUCUUCCUUGGAUGAGGUCGCACACUUUUUAAAAGUGCAUGGACUUCCCUGUGCUGUCCUGGGGGCGCAGGCCCAGCCGAGGUGUUGGGGAAGCUGCCGGCGCCCCCAGUGUGUGUAUGCUACAGGGGUUACUGUAGGCGUGCGUGCGUGCGCACGGUAUCGGGGUUACUUCCUUAGUAAUUAAGGAUCAAGGCUCCUGACCAAAUUAAAUAGUCCUCAUAUUUCCAAACCAUUAUUCCUUCCAACACAUCUGCUUGUGCCAAAAGUCCUGUCCCAGUACUGUUCCUGAGAAUGCCCACACUGCGGCAGAUGGGGAAGUUAACCGGAUUGUGUACGGAGCAGAGGCAUGUGUGCGGAGGGCCUACGGAGAAGCCUACCAGUUUGUGUCAGAAUGGACUGUGGUGGGCAGGUCUUGGGCACGCUCCCAGUCUGUACCGAUCUCCUGUUCUUCCUGACGUCUGUGGGUGCCAGGCUUUCCCUUGGGUGGGAGCUGCGACCAGAGCCCCGCUAACAUCGGAUCGCAGCGUGGGGCUUUGGAGACGCUGCAAAAAGCAUGUCUGGCAUUCGUCGGCAUCCGUGAACGUGACAGCCUGACCACGGUUUCUAGCCAGACGUGAGCCCUGAGGCACACGGGAUCACAGGAGACCGGGGACCCGUGCCGUGCUGCUGGGGAUCUCUUCUCCUUUGGUGGCUGGUCAGACAGAUGUGUCUUUUCUAACACCCCGCAGGGUGUGUGGGGUCUGAGCUGUCUGGGUGUUGAGGUGCAGGGCAGAGAUUCUCGGGGCUCUGGGCGGAGCUUGUGGCUGCGUUCAAACCACAGGGCCCGGGCACAGUGGGAUCCCCGAGUUUCCUUGGGAUCUUAACUCUCCUGGGUUUUGUUCCCAACCAAUUCCUAAUUUGUUAGAAUGAACGAAUUUAACCUAUUGGUGGGGAGGGGGGGGGGAUAAACAUCUGUUAAUGUUUUUUUCGAGUUAUUCAAGUUUUGAGUACUGGGAGCGCAGAUUGAUUUGAAAGAAGUUACUGCGUGCUGCUUGGGAAUGGAGGCCAGAAGAGGCGGUUCUGCGAUCAGCACUGGACCUUCUGGGCCGGGUUUUGUUAGCUGCUCUGGGCCAAAGAGCUCCGCCCCCGGUCUCCCGUCUCUGAGACCCUGCUUGGUCUGAGGCCAGGGUGAUGGAGACCCCAGGGGUCUGGAGCUACUCUGUGCAGGUCCAGUCAGUCCAGGAUUCCUGCUCCCAUCAGCCGUUAGUCUUUCCCUCACCUUGUCCCAUUUUUUUUCCACACGUUUAGUUGAGAAGUUGUAGCCGAUUUUUCAUUUUUAAUGCUGUUUCACAAAGAAAAGCACUGGGCACCAAAAAUAUGAGCUAGAUGAAAUUUGGGGAAGGGGGGGGAGGAGGGCAUUAGGGUGAGUUAGGGGGGGGUGGGUCUAUAAACUUUAAAUAAAAAAAACUGAGAAAAUGUGACCGUCUUCCAUGCAUGUCGUCUUCUUUAGGUGUGUUUGUGUCGACUGUGUUGCAAACCGAUGCUUUUCGUCUUUUCGCGUUGCAGAAAGAUUAUGUAUUUCAAACCACAAGUGACAGUGACCAGAUAUCUCGCUAAAGCCCAGCUCCUGCAGGCAGCCUCGCCUGGUGCCCACACCGGUCCACUCGACUGCUCCGGUGUUUCACAAUGUCCCCCGCCGGCCUUUCCUUUCCUUUCCCUGCUUCAUUUGGUCAAGAAACGGCACUGUCAUAUUGAGUGACGCAGCUCAUUUCCCCAACUUGUCAGGGCCAAAAAAUAGUGAACUGUUGAAGGUUAAUCAGAAUCGCCGAGUGGCUCUUCUGGAAGCUCUCCGGGGUUUGGUGUGUUUUCAGGCACGUUCUGCUCGAAUUGCAGAUUUUGCAAUAACAGUCCUGUGCGAGGGACAGUACUGCACGCUGCAGGAAAGGGACAGGCAGCUUCUGUUUUUUUGGCUUAGUUGCUUAAUAUCCCAUUUUGUCAAAAAGGACAAUUCCAGAACUGACCCUUGCUCAGCUCACACUGUGAUCUGUCUGUGUGACUCCAAAUGUGCAGCAGUGAAAUCCGCUCCAGGUUUAACAAGUUGCGGGCUCCCAACUCCCACCAGGUAUUUCACCUUGUUGAGCAAAGGUACUAUUCAAUUUGCGAUGAUAUAUGUGUGUGUGGUUAAUAUCAAGUAGAAGAACCACGUUUAGUGUUACAAUCUACUCCAGAGCCCCAUACCUUUGAAUGCCUGAAGUGGAUCAGACUGCUGUGCAGUGCAAGACUGUAUCCUUGAAAACAUAUCAGAUGCGUUUCGCUUUCAUAUGAUCUCUCUGAUGUCUGUCAACCUAGCCUCAGCUUUUUUAAGAACAUAAAAAAGGCCAUAUGACUGUAAUAGUAUUGUUUCAGAACCAAAUAUAGUAUUACCAACUUGGUAAUGAGUAAGGAAAUCAAUGUGUAUGAGUGAGGGGUACAGGAAUGUAAUUUGGGGUUAUCAAUGGAUGUGCCCUGUUUUUAAGUCAACAGAAGCCUUUUGAAAAAUGUUUCUCUUUUUUUUUUGUUUAAAACACUAAAGACUUUCCGAAGCACCAGGAAGUUUGUGUUUUGUUUCUGCCAGUUCGUGGUUUCUCUAGAACUGCUGUUACUGCUUCUUUCGUUUUAACUUCUGUUAAUACACCAAAUUGUCUUCCCUGUCUUCUCCCGGCUGUGCAUCGAUGUCAGUGUACAGAUUGUGGGUUUUUUUUUCUUUCAUUUGACGAUUUUUAAUGUUUGGCAUAUAGCUGGGGAGACUGUAGACCAGAUUAAAUCAACAGGCCCUCUGUGCCCUAUUGGCCAUUCUGACUUAGCUGGGAAGAUGCGCAGUCUGAUUUAAUGUGGGCUGAUCUUUCAGUGAUUGUUUUAGUGAGUUUUGCUGUUUUUUGUUUGGAGUGCUUUUUUAAAAUGUUUUCUUUUUUUUUAACCACCUUCGUUUCUCCCCCCCCCUCCCCCUCCCCCCCUGUUGUGAGACUGUGCCUCCCCGCGGCCUGUCCGCACAGCGCUCGUCUCUGGGAAUGUCGGUUGGGUGCUCCCGGGGAUCGGAGCGGCGCCUUUCCGCCAGGGACCCCGGCUCUCUCGGGGAAGGGUAAAGGGGGGCGCUGGGGUGCGGUGACUGAGCCGGAACCCGCUUGAGCCUGAAUCGAAAAGGUCCAGCUUUCCCUGCGCGCUCCCUGGAGAGCCGUUGGGAUGAGAGAUUCCCACCUCCGAUCCCUCGGCACCGAACCCGUGAGGCCGCGCUGCACCGUGACCCGACCCGACCCCUCCUCCUCGCCCCCAUCUUGUGUAGAGAAGUUAGCAGGCCGAGCCCUGGGGCUCCACUUAUACCUCACGCGUGUAGGACACCUGUUCUGGGAGGAAAGAGGAGAACUGUAGUGUUGCUUAUUAGAAAACUAAAAAUAAAAUCUAGUGUUUUUUUGGGA